CCCCGGGCGUGGGGAGGGGUGCGGUUACCAGACCGCCCGCAGGAUGCCCGGGGACCUGGGCAUUGCAGGUGAGUAAUAAUUUUUGUCUACUUGUGCCCGACGCGUUAGUUGCAACAUCGGAGGCAUACUUAGACUAAAACAAGAAGUAUUCGUUGUUUAUCGAAAACGGAAAUUUAACGAAAAUUCCUGAUUUUUAUCCUCUGAGAGUGGCCACCCUAUGGGGGGGGCGGGGCCACUUAGAUCGGGUCACAGGGGAGGGCCUCUUUGAGCAGGUGACAAGUGAGCGGAAACCUGACGGGGAACCAGGGCUCAGAGGGAAGACCCGCAAAGCCCUUGACGCCUCUGAGCACGGGGAAGCCAGCCGGGGCGGCUCAGGCUCUGUGCGCCAAGGGGAGACAGGAGCAGCAGGGCAGCCCCACCUGCGAUUCCAGAGUCUCGGAGGCCGCGGGAAGGGUUUGGACAUUUUACUCUUAGGGCAGGGAAGCCAUCGGUUGCUUUAAAGCUGGGGGGUGACGCCGUCUGACUUGAGUUCUUAAAGGAUCACUGCCACUGUGUGAGAAAUGGGACGGGGAGGGCGCGCAGGCACGAGAGAGUGGGGAGGCCGGGUGGGAGCCCAUGACCGAUGCCCAGGCCCUCGGUGAUGAGCUUGGAUUGUGGGCAGUGUGUCCUCCAGGGAGCAGUCACAGAGACAGUCAGGAGCCCGCAGCGUGAACUGGGAUGACGUCCGGGGAAAGGUAAAAGGGGAAACGCGGGAUGGGCGGGAGAGCCUAAGGCAAUCCCACAGAUCUGGCCUGGGAAAGGAAAGCCAACCGGCCCGGGGCCCGGGAUGGAAUCCUCGCAGCCUCCGGGAUAACAGAGGACACCGGGGCAGGGACCCUGCACCGUCCCCCGCUAGCUGUCAGCUGAGUCGGGGGGUGGUGUCCUGGAGGUGUGAGGGAGCUGGAAAUAGUGCUUUGGAGAGCGUGACUGAGAACCUUCCAGAAAGUAGAGUGGGUUGCCAGGUGGUCUGUGAUGCUGAGGGCAGCGUGGUGCCAUGUGGCCUGGUUCUGUGACUGUCCACGGGGGCCAGACACAGGAUAGUGAGUAGUGGGGGGAGCGACUGAGGCAGAAAGUGUCUUUGAGACGUGAGGGUAGUGGGGGGCCCGGGAUCUGCACUGGGUGAGGAAGGAUGGAAUGAAACAGGGUCACUUAUAUGUCAAGGGAUCUCAGAAUGGAGCCAGGGGUCCAUUAAGGAGACUGGCCAUAUGCCUGUCCUCACCGGUGGACACGUGACCUCUUGAACUGGGCCAAAGUGCAAAUAUUCCAGGGACCAACCCUGACCCUUCAAGCCCCCCACAGUGAGAGACCAGCAGUGACAGCCUCAGUGCAGAUUAUGUCAUGCGGUUCCCUUUCUGCUGCCGACACGCAUCACAAGUUGUCUGUGAGCAAGACACCCAAGUGGCCUAUCUUAGCUGUGAAUGCUUCUGAGAUUUGCUCCCUAGUGGGGCUUUAUUUGGGUCGUGGCCCAAAUCUCGGUGCCCUGGAUAGUGAUUCUUCAAUCCCAGAUAAGUGAGCUUGUGUAGUGAUCACCUCCUGAUGAUUUUAGCUAGACACAGAGAAUGGGGAGUGGAGAGCAGGACAGGUCACAGGGUGUCAGUAGAGGAGAGCAAGUUGUCGGAGCUGGAAGGCGCAGCAUGCCUUCAGUCAGGGGACAGUAACCCAGCCUCGGUUCUAGAAUCAUGCCUGGAUCCACAUUCCCAUGAUCCCCGGUCCAGUGCUACUUCCUCGUGACUCUGCUGCUUGGCCCAGCCCCAUCCCAGGGUGUAGGAUCCGCUGCCCUGGGCCCAGGACUCACCUCGUGCGAGAGUCUGCGGGCUGCCCACUCCCAUGGCCCCUGCCCCGAGAGGAAGCUCCCAAGAGUAAACACAGCCUCAUCUUCCCGCCCACCGGGGUCUACCACAUUCCACACCGGCCAGAUGUCCAGUCACAAGGCUCUCUCCCCGGGCUACAGGCUGGUUUUCCCGAGGAUGAGGGAGCCUCACCCCUGGCACAGAGGCUUGGGGGCAAUUCUCACUUCUGCCCUCUUUCUCCUGGGCUGCUGGGGACUCUCCGAUUUCCAGCAGCAAUUUCUUCAGGCUUUGGAGCCAGAGGAAGUGACUUCUUAUUUCGGUCCUGAAGCUACUUUAAAAGUGCCUCCGUUCCAUGUGGCCCCUCUCAGCUGUGUCUGUGAAGACGGGCCCCGGGGGCCUCCCUGCAGGACCCCGCGCUGCUCCCUGCACGCCUGGGGCCGGCGCAUCACCGUCUCCUUCCCUCCGGAGCGGAGCCUCCUGUCCGCCUCCUUCACCAGCGAGCACGUGCUGAACGCCUCCCUCCGGCUACUGAGGCGGCCGGCCCACCUCUGCUUCACGGGAGGCCGGCCCCUGCUGCCUCCGGGCGCCCGGGCCAGAGUCACUUACUGCUCGGGCGGCUUGGAGGGCGACAUCCUGGUGGGUGCGGACAGGUUCUAUGUCCAGCCAGUGAGGAAGCAGCACCAGGAGCUGGUGCCUCCCUGGGUUCGUGCCCAGCCCCACCUGAUCCAUAGGCCUGUCCCCAAGGUCCCCACAGUCCCCGAGGCCCCAGAAGUCAUCCAAGAAUCUUUGCUGUCAGCCCUGCUUCCUCCCUCAACGGGCCGUCCUCCUUCCCCUCGCGUCCGGAGAUGGGCUGCAGGGAGUGUCCUGCACUUGGAGCUGCUGGUGGCCGUGGGCCCCGAUGUCUAUCAGGCUCACCAGGAGGACACCGAGCGCUACGUGCUCACUAACCUCAACAUGGGGUCAGAGCUGCUGAGGGACCCAUCUCUGGGGGCUCAGUUCCGAGUACAUCUAGUGAAGAUGGUCAUCCUGACCCAGCCCGAGGAUGCGCCAAGCAUCACGGGCAACAUCACAGCGUCACUGCUGAGUGUCUGUGAGUGGAGCAGGACCGUCAACCCUGAGGACGACGCCGAUCCCGGGCACGCCGACCUGGUUCUCUACAUCACCAGGUUUGACCUGGAGUUACCAGAUGGUAACCGGCAGGUUCGAGGGGUCACCCAGCUGGGGGGUGCUUGCUCGUCCUCCUGGAGCUGCCUCAUCACUGAGGAUACUGGCUUUGACCUGGGGGUCACCAUCGCCCAUGAGAUCGCGCACAGCUUGGGCGUGGAGCACGACGGUGUGCCCGGCAGUGGCUGCGGGCCCAGCGGCCACGUGAUGGCCUCCCAGGACGCCGUGCCUGCCCGUGGCGAUCUGUCCUGGUCCGCGUGCAGCCACCGGCAAGUGCUGCAGCUGCUCAGCACAGGACGGGCGCACUGCCUGUUGGAUCUGCCGGGGCCGCAGGCCGGGACCGCGGGGCGCCCCCCCCAGGCGCAGCCAGGCCUCCUCUAUGGCGCCGACGAGCAGUGCCGUGUGGCCUUUGGUGCUAAGGCAGUGGCCUGCACCUUCACCAGGGAGCACCUCGACAUGUGCCAGGCUCUGUCCUGCCACACGGACCCCCUGGACCAAAGCAGCUGUAGCCGCCUCCUCAUUCCUCUCCUGGAUGGGACAGAGUGCGGCCCACAGAAGUGGUGCUCCAAGGGUCACUGCCGCUCCCUGGCGGAGCUGAGCCCCGUGGGGGUGGUGCACGGGCACUGGUCUAGCUGGGGUCCCCCCAGCCCUUGCUCUCGCUCCUGCGGAGGAGGUGUGGUCACCCGGAGGAGGCACUGCAGCAACCCCAGGCCUGCCUUUGGAGGGCGUGCGUGUGUGGGUGCUGACCUCCAGGCUGAGAUGUGCAACACCCAGGCCUGUGAGAAGACCCAGCUGGAGUUCAUGGCCGAGCAGUGCUCCCAGACAGACAGGAAACCGCUGCACCUGUCCCCAGGCAACGCCUCCUUCUACCGCUGGGGCCCCGCCGAGCAGUACAGUCAAGGGGACGCUCUGUGCAGACACAUGUGCCGGGCCAUUGGCGAGACCUUCAUUGUGAGGCGUGGGGACAGUUUCCUGGAUGGGACCCGGUGUGUGCCAAGUGGUCAUCGGGAGGACGGGACCCUGAGCCUGUGCGUGUCGGGCAGCUGCAGGACAUUCGGCUGUGACGGCAGGAUGGACUCCCCGCAGGUGCGAGACGUGUGUCAGGUGUGCGGAGGGGACAACAGCACGUGCCAGCCGCGGAACGGCUCUUUCACGGGCGGAAGGGCCAGAGAGUAUGUCACGUUCCUGACCGUGACCCGCAACCUGACCAGCGUACACGUCACCAACCGGAGGCCUCUCUUCACACACCUGGCCGUGCGGAUCCGAGGGCGCUACGUCGUGGCUGGGAAUUCCAGCAUCUCUCCCAGCACCACCUACCCCUCCCUCCUGGAGGACAGCCGCGUGGGGUACCGAGUGGCCCUCACCGAGGACCGGCUGCCUCUCCUGGAGGAGAUCCACAUUCAGGGACCCAGUCAGGACGACGUGGAGAUCCAGGUUUACAGGCGCUACGGGGAGGAGUAUGGUGACCUUGCACGCCCAGACAUCACCUUCACCUACUUCCAGCCUAAGCGGCCACAGGCCUGGGCAUGGGCCGCCAUGCGGGGGUCCUGCUCCGUGAGCUGUGGGGCAGGGCUGCGCUGGGUGACCUACGGCUGUCUGGACCAGGCCAGGAACGAGUGGGUGGAGGCCGCCUGGUGCGAAGGGAGCCAGCAACCUGCAGCCUGGCCAGAGUCCUGCGCCCCUGGGCCCUGCCCCCCACACUGGGCAGCCGGAGACUUCGGUGCGUGCAGCGUGUCCUGCGGGGGAGGCCUUCGGGAGAGGGCUGUGCAUUGCGUGGAGGCCCAGGGGACCCUCCUGAGGCCACUGCCCCCUGCCCGGUGCAGGGCGCUGGCCCCAGAGCCAGCAGUGGUGGAAGCCUGCAACUCCCAGGCCUGCCCGGGGAGGCAGGAGGGCUCAGACGCGCGCUCGCCAGCCUGUGGAGCAGACUCGGCUUUGUGGAAUAGGACGUGUGUGUGCAGGGCAGAGGGCCUGGCCACCGUGGGUCCCUGCCCCACAGACGAGAAGCUGCGUGCCCAGGAGCCCUGUGUGGCCACAACAUGUUCUCCAGAACCAAGCGAUCCAGACCCCCGGUCUCUGGAGGAGGAGGCCACAUCCCCACCGGGCGGCGCUGGGGUGGGGGCUCACGCCGCACACAUGUGGACUCCCCUGGUGGGGCCAUGCUCUGCCUCCUGCGGUCGAGGCCUGAGGGAGCUGCGUUUCGUGUGCAUGGACUCUGUCCUGGGGACCCCUGUUCAGGAAGAGCUCUGUGACCUGGGAAGCAAGCCUGGGAGUCGGCGGGAAGCCUGUCGGGCUGCCCCUUGCCCGGCUUGGUGGAGGUAUAAGCUGGCGGCGUGCGGCGUGAGCUGUGGAGGAGGGUUUGCGCAGAGGCUGCUGUACUGUGCGCGGGCCCACGGGGAGGAUGAGGACGAGGAGGUCCUGCCGGAUACCCAGUGCCAGGGGCUGCCUCGCCCGGAGCAGCGGGAGGCCUGCAGCCCAGAGCCCUGCCCGGCCAGGUGGAAAAUCAUGUCCCUUGGCCCGUGCUCAGCCAGCUGUGGCCUCGGCACUGCCACACGCUCUGUGGCCUGUGUGCAGCUCAGCCACGGCCAGGAUGUGGAGGUGGAGGGGGCAGCCUGCGCGGCUCAGGUGCGGCCUCAGGCCAGCAUCCCUUGUGUCAUCACCAACUGUACCUACCGAUGGCAUGUCAGCUCCUGGACACAGUGCUCUGUCUCCUGCGGAGAUGGCACUCAGCACCGGCGUCACGCCUGCAUUGGACCCCAGACCCAGGCGCCCAUGCCGGCCGCCUUCUGCCAGCACUUGCCCAAGCCGGCCACUGUGCAGAGCUGCUGGGCCGGACCCUGCACCGGGCAGGGGACUCCCAGUCCGGCACCCCACCAGGAAGCCACGGCUGCAGACCUGGCCGUUGCUGGUGCUUCUCUGGAGUGGCCCCAGCCCCGGGCCCACCUCCUCUCCCCAGCUUCCUGGCUUCAGGGGCUCCUGCCUGGGCUCCAGGAAAGCCCAGCUGAGCCCAGCGCCUGCGGCCAGCAGCACCUUGAGCCCACAGGAACCAUUGACAUGCGAGGCCCAGGGCAGACUGACUGUGCCGUGGCCAUUGGGCGGCCGCUGGGUGAGGUGGUGACCCUUCAGGUCCUGGAGAGCUCCCUCAGCUGCAGGGCUGGGGACAUGCUGCUGCUUUGGGACAGGUUCACAUGGAGGAAGAUGUGCGGGAAGCUGUCUGGCUCGACCUUCAGCUCCAAAACGAACACGCUGGUGGUGAGGCAGCGCCGCACACAGCCUGAAGGUGGGGUUGUGCUGCGGUACGGGAGCCGGCCUGCCUCCGGAACCCCCCACAGAGACUGUGACGUGCAGCGCUUUGGACCCUCGGGUGAAAUCGUGAGCCCCUCGAAGAGUCCUGAUGGGAGUAACUCGGGGGGCUGCCGCAUCUUCAUUAACGUGGCCCCGCAGGCCCGGAUUGCCAUCCAUGCCCUGACCACUGACGUGGGCUCGGGAACUGGAGCCAGCUACAUCUCCAUCCGGGACACCCACAGCCUGAAGACGAUGACAUUCCGUGGGCAGCGGGCACUCUACUGGGAGUCAGAGGGAAGCCAGGCUGAGAUGGAGUUUAGCCAGGGCUUCCUGGAGGCGCAUGCCAGCCUGCGGGGCUGGUACUGGACCCUCCAAUCUAGGGUGCAGGAGCCUGGCCGGGCCGCGCUCUAGCUUCCUCUCCAAGGACAUUUCUCCAGGGACCUGUGGGCGCAGUGGGAUGCCUCCUCCAUGUCCUGGAAGAGACAGGAAGGAGGCUGACAUUUAUGAGCACCUGUUCGGUGCCCGGCGAACCGGAGGGUUGACUCUGGUCUCUGAGUGCUUUCCAGUUUGGAUCCCUCCGAUCUUAAGUAUCUCCUUCAGGGCCUUGGGAAGCAGGGACUGGACUCCCUGAAAAGGCCUCUCUGUACCAAUAAACGGAAUGUGCAGUCCGA
Messenger RNA from Enhydra lutris kenyoni (northern sea otter), 6946 nucleotides. RefSeq names its product ADAM metallopeptidase with thrombospondin type 1 motif 13. The transcript is spliced from 31 exons. Gene Ontology annotation, biological process: proteolysis; extracellular matrix organization. Lineage: Eukaryota; Metazoa; Chordata; Mammalia; Carnivora; Mustelidae. Bases 1956 to 6686 code for a protein of 1576 amino acids. Gene Ontology annotation, molecular function: metalloendopeptidase activity. The record is from RefSeq and is a predicted model, not a curated record. Gene Ontology annotation, cellular component: extracellular matrix.